AUGCGCUCGCCCUCACUGCAGCUCCUGUUGCAGGCGGCGGCGGCGGUGGCGGCAGCGGCGGCCGCGGCGGCGGCGAGCGGGGAGUCUGCGCCCAAGCGCGUGCGGAUCUUCGACGGAGGCUUCGAGUCCAACGAGGAGUACACGUACGUGCGAGGCAGAGGGCGCGGGCGCUACGUGUGCGAGGAGUGCGGCAUCCGCUGCAAGAAGCCCUCCAUGCUCAAGAAGCACAUCCGCACGCACACCGAUGUCCGCCCCUUCACCUGCAAGCACUGCAACUUCAGCUUCAAGACCAAGGGCAACCUGACGAAGCACAUGAAGUCCAAGGCUCACUACAAGAAGUGCGUGGAGCUGGGCAUCUCUCCGGUGCCCACCGUCGUGGACGACUCGUACAUCGACGAGGAGAGCCUGGCGCGCCAGCAGGCGUUGCGCGCCGCGUCGGCGGCGUGCCGCUCGGGUUCCGGCAACGAGGACGACGAGUCGGACGACAACGAGGAUGACGACGACGACGAGGACGACGAAGAUGACGAUGAGGACGACGACCAGCUGCACAUCGUCGAAGGUAUUCGUCACCAGCCAUGUGGCGCCCCGGGCACCGAUUUGGCGCCCUUUCGUAGACACGUAGUGAUGCUACUCCCAAUAGUUUCUGCCUGGUUUAUUCGUAAUGUAGUGAACGAUGAAACGAGAAUGGAAUUGCUGGGUGUAAUG
Molecule: messenger RNA, 705 nt
Organism: Gryllus bimaculatus (two-spotted cricket)
Lineage: Eukaryota; Metazoa; Arthropoda; Insecta; Orthoptera; Gryllidae
Source: the annotation of a GenBank genome assembly